Messenger RNA from Ictidomys tridecemlineatus (thirteen-lined ground squirrel), 1504 nucleotides. The record is from RefSeq and is a predicted model, not a curated record. Lineage: Eukaryota; Metazoa; Chordata; Mammalia; Rodentia; Sciuridae.
AUGACAGAAACAUCCCAAGAAAAGGAAACGGAGUAUCAAGCAUUACAAGAGACCAACUUGAAGUUCUCUGUGAUCCUGCUAGAACAAGAGUACGAGUGCCAGUCCAUGAAGGACAAGCUCUUGCCUUUAAGCAGCUGUUACUGGAAAAAGAAGAUGGAGAAGACCAUCCUGUUUCAGCAGGAGAGAGACCAAGUCACCUUGUCUCUAAAGCACCAACAGAUGGCAAACUGGAUCUUAGAGCAAGAGGUUCAACACUUACGUGACAAAGAAUUACACUUAAAGCAGGAGGUACAAAGACUGAGGAGUCAUCUUCUAGAAUCAGAAGAUUCUUACAGCUGGGAAAUUGGGGCUGCAGAGAAGAGAGAGAGGAACCUGAGAGAGAAAGUCACACUAUUGGAGGAAAAGCUGCUCUCCUUUUCUAAUGCAAGUCAUCAAGCCAGUGUGCAGGUAGAGUCCCUGCAGAAACAGGUGCGUUUACUCUCCCAAGAGAGGGAUGAGAAUGCACUGCAGCUUUUGCUCUACCAGGAACAAGGAAAGCAGUAUGCACUGUCACUCACUAACCUGCAAAAGGUUCUAGAGCGUUCCCAAGAAGAAGAAAAAGCUCUGUAUUCCGCUGAAUUACAAAAGGAAAGACAAUAUACAACCGAAUGGAAGGAAAAGGCAGAAAAUCUAGAAAGAGAGGCAUUAUUAUUACAGGAAUGCUUGGAUGAAGCCAACUUUGUGUUGGAUUCAGCAACCAGAUCUACACAACAGUUACAUCAAAAGGAAGAACAGAUUGAACAAAGUGAGCUCCCACGAGAAAUAUUGGACGAUGCCCAAAAGAAAUGGAUGAACUCAGAAAACGGCACAGAAGGAAAAGUGGACAAAGCCCUAAUGAGAAACCUGUUCAUUGGGCAUUCGCAGACAACGAAAAAUCAGCGUCCCAAAGUGUUAAGGUUAAUGGGAAGCAUCCUGGGCAUUCAAAAGGAGGAAAUAGAGCAGUUGUUGAAUGGAUAUGAUGGUGGUGUUCUAAGUGGAUGACAGGAUGGCUUGCAGGAGGAUCCCAAUGUGGCCCCAACACACCUUUGACACCAAAUGAGCAACCUGGGCUGAAGAGUUCUUUUUCAGAACUUUUUGUCCAAUUUCUGAAAACAGAAUCUCAUUCAUCCAUUCCAUCACCAAAACUUUCUGCUCGUGCCAUGAAGUGUCUAGACUCCAGAGGAAGGAGAAAGGGACGUGCAAAAAUACCAAGAAGUGUGACAGACACAGCAGAAUUCAGAGCUGGUAAAAGAGAGGCUGUGAAUCCAUUCUUGGCACCGUGUUCUGCGGCUGUGCCACUGAUUAGCCUAGAUGGACUUGGACCUGGUGGACCUGGGAAUCUCCUUUUGAAUCCCAUCACAGACUUCAUGCCCACCUUUACACCAUUGCCAGUGUCACUGAACCAUAGCGCCAGGGUUGUACUAAAGGACCUUUGAAAGCAAUUCAAAGUGAUUCUCAAGCCAGAGAUGAGUUAACACUUUAAAGA